UUACCUUUUCUUCGAACAAAUACUAGCGAUGACGUGGGAACAAUCCCAUAGCUCUGGACGCGUUCAUUUUAACCUUUUUCCAAUUUUAUCGACAGCGCACAAAUACAAUCAAACUCGCCUUUUAUCGCAAAAGGGCGUGUGAUAUCUGUGUGCUCAGAUGAGAAACGACGAUUCGAGCCAUCAAACCAACAAUAUGGCUCAGCUGUUGACUCUUGUGUUUAGCGUUCAAUUGUUUUGUUUUCUUAUGAUUUUGUUGACUUGGCCAAAUUACUCGACCGCCGCUAACCGUUUCACAACGAACGAAGAUGGCGAAAUCAAUCAACUGAGAAACAGUGUUGUCACCAUGAAAGCCAAAAUAAGACUGAUUGAAUCGAAGUUGGAGGACAGAGACCAGCAAUAUGUGAAUCUGGAAAAAAAAGUGGCUCAUCUGGAACUUGCCCUACAGAAGGAAAAGGAUUCUUGCCCAAAGAGGUCGUGAUUCUCAUGGUGUAUACGUUGUUUCGAUCAAGAGCUAGAUACUUAAUUAAACCCUUUGAGUACAGCAAGUUUGAUCAACUAAUAUAUUUGUUAAAAAUUAUCUAAAUGUUGCUGAUGCGCUGAUUCAAAGAAUAAAGAAGAAAGAAGGACUUGCUAAACUUGUUGCCAACAUUCGCCGCAAGGGUAUCAAACCCUGUCGGACA
Daphnia pulex (common water flea) is the source of this 680-nucleotide messenger RNA. RefSeq lists its product as uncharacterized. The transcript has 3 exons. The record is from RefSeq and is a predicted model, not a curated record. Lineage: Eukaryota; Metazoa; Arthropoda; Branchiopoda; Diplostraca; Daphniidae. Bases 158 to 478 code for a protein of 106 amino acids.